UACAUAAACUAAAUAAACUAAUAUUUGAUUUCGUUUUCUACUGAAGUGACAAAAAAAGUUCUUACUAGGUUUGGCUUCACGUUUUUUGUUUUGAGAUUGAUUUUCUAAAUUUUUAAUUUUGUCGCUGCUGGGCUUCCAUACCUGACAGAACCGCCCACAGAGGCAGCUACAGGACAGACUGACAAACAUCUGGAGCAGCUGUGAGUUUCUGCUGUGCUGUCAGAGAUGCUGUCCUUGGUCUCCCGCUCAUUUUGCCUCAUGGUCUCUGGUUGCCAAGGAAGUCGGCGCUCCAUAGCAACCGUCAUCUCUGGAAACAAGACAUCAAAGUUGGUGAGGGACAGGCUGAGGAAUGAUGUGGAGAAGAUGAAGGUCCAGUUCUCAGGGUUCAGACCCAGUCUGGUGGUUCUACAGGUAGGAGACAGAGACGACUCCAACCUUUACAUCAGCACCAAGCUGAAGGCUGCAGCCGAGAUUGGAAUCGAUGCUAAACACGUUCGCCUGCCGAGCUCUGCCACGCAGGCAGAGGUGCUGCAGAGCGUCCUGUCGGUCAACGAGAACCCGUCGGUCCACGGUCUGAUCGUGCAGCUGCCUCUGGACUCCGUGAACCGCAUCGACACGGAGCUCGUCACCAACGCCGUCUCUCCUGAUAAAGACGUGGACGGUCUGAGCUGCAUUAAUGCAGGAAAGUUGUCUCGAGGUGAUCUGAAAGACUGUUUCAUCCCCUGCACCCCCAACGGCUGCAUGGAGCUCAUCAGACAGACAGGUGUGUCUGUGGCAGGGAAGCACGCCGUCGUUAUCGGUCGCAGUAAAAUCGUAGGCGCUCCGAUGCACGACCUGCUGCUGUGGAACCACGCCACUGUGACCACCUGUCACUCAAAGACCCCGGACCUACCUGAGCAGGUGUCCCGGGCCGACAUCCUGGUGGUGGGGGCGGGCAGGGCGGAGAUGGUGCGAGGGGAGUGGGUGAAGCAGGGCGCCGUGGUCAUCGACUGUGGAAUCAAUCAUGUUCCAGAUGAGACCAGGGCGAGCGGCAAACGGGUGGUCGGAGACGUUCACUACGCCUCGGCCAAUCAGAGAGCAGGAUUCAUCACACCCGUUCCAGGAGGGGUGGGGCCAAUGACAGUGGCCAUGCUGAUGGAGAACACGGUGCAGAGCGCUCACCGCUUCAUUCUGAGGCACCAGGCAGACAGGUGAAACACAGGUAAACAUGAAGGUCCAGCUCAUAAACAUCUUCAGGUUUUGAACAAACACUUCCUGUUUCAGAAGCUGCAGCUCCGUAUUUAACUUCCUGAUUUUAUUUGACUGUUUUUCUUUGUGUUUUUUUUUUAUCUGAAGGUUCAGAAUAAUUAUUUUAAAAAAGAACAUUUAUUCAAAAAGCUUCACAGAAACCACAGAUUCACUCUGUAAACAUCUGUACUGUAAAUAAAACAACAACAAAGACUCACAGUUCACCUGAAAACCUGGAAUUCUGUGACAGGAAGCAGCUUUGGAUCAAAUGAUUUAAAACCAAAAUUUAAUUUAAAGAUGUUCAAUUUAAAUCCUGAAUGUUUUAAUUUAUUCCCUGUUUUUGACCCUUUAUUCAACAUAAUUUAGUUUUAUUUUAUUUUUUACAUUUAAAUCCUGGUUCUCAUCAGAUAAUAUUAGUAUGAAGUUUGAACAGUUUGAACCCACAGAUGAUUGACAGCUGUCAGAUUAGAUAAAAUGUUCAUUAAUCUGAUUGAUGGCGGAGCGUCAGCGAGGCAGACGUGUGUUUCUGGAUGAAGAUUAAAAUCUGUUUCUUCACGA
This is a messenger RNA of Austrofundulus limnaeus, 1785 nucleotides long. Its product is annotated as C-1-tetrahydrofolate synthase, cytoplasmic. Gene Ontology annotation, cellular component: cytosol. NCBI's taxonomy places the organism in Eukaryota, Metazoa, Chordata, Actinopteri, Cyprinodontiformes, Rivulidae. The coding region runs from base 226 to 1194 and encodes 322 amino acids. Gene Ontology annotation, molecular function: methenyltetrahydrofolate cyclohydrolase activity; methylenetetrahydrofolate dehydrogenase (NADP+) activity. Gene Ontology annotation, biological process: tetrahydrofolate interconversion. The transcript is spliced from 12 exons. The record is from RefSeq and is a predicted model, not a curated record.